Molecule: messenger RNA, 2748 nt
Organism: Amphimedon queenslandica
Lineage: Eukaryota; Metazoa; Porifera; Demospongiae; Haplosclerida; Niphatidae
Exons: 5
Coding region: 1-2469 (822 amino acids)
Biological process (GO): signal transduction
Molecular function (GO): protein binding
Source: RefSeq, a predicted model, not a curated record
AUGUGUGACUAUUUAUAUCUCCUUCAUGUAAUAACUGAAGAUACUAUAAGCCUUAAUUGCAAGAAGCUUGCCCUUUUGGGUCCACCAAAAGUUGGCAAGACAGCAUUUCAAGCUCUUUUCUUUAAUUGGCUAGCUCCAAAGCAUCAUCACAGUACUGCAAUAGCAUCACGCUCAGUACAAGUUGUAGAACGAAUAACAGACAUAGCUGAGGACAAAGUAUGGGAUGUAGUUAAAGCUGAAGAAGUCUUGGAAACGCUCUCUGAUGCCAUCAGUGAUGAAAAAAAGGAACCUGAAGAUAAAGCUACUGGAGUCUCUUCAUCUACAUUACAACAUUUACAAUCAAAAACCCCUGACAUGUCACUCGAGGGCAAAUCAUCAAAUGUAGACUUCACUAGCCCUAAAUCAGUUAACAAUAAGACUCCGAUGCACAAACUUGCUAUUAAAAUGGCAAAGCAGGAAUGUAGUAACAAGAUACCAGUAACAGUAUUACAGCUCUCUGAAUAUAGGAAGUCAAAGGGAGGGAAGAGAUCAAGGGAGCUACAUAAAGCCACAUGGGUCCACGUUCUUGACAGUGGUGGUCAGCUUCAGUUUGCUGACGUAUCUAGAGCUUUCCUUAGAGGGAAUGCAGUCAAUUUUAUCCUUGUGAAGCUGACAGAGAAGCUUUCUGACAAACCAAGCUUUGUGUAUUCAGUGAAUGGUACUCUAAUCAGUGUACCCAGUGAGUUACAAAUGACCAACCUACAACUGAUAGAGCACUAUGUACAUUCAGUGGCAGCAUCUAAUACCUGCACUGUUAGUAUUGAUGGCAAAGAAAUAUCAACAAAACCUUUCUUUGUUAUCAUUGGUACUUACUACGACAAGGUUAAGGGUCUUUUUUUUAGUACUACAGAAUCCAUUGAAGAAAAGAAUAAACAAAUCCUAUCAACUCUUGAAGAGUUUCAUGAUCAGUUUAUAUUUCACAACAAAUCAUCUAAUGAACUCAUCUUUCCAGUGAAUAAUUUAUGCUGGAUCAAUCGAAAGAAGAUAUCAGAUGAAAUCCGUGAGCGUAUAAUGUCACAGGAAGGGAUCGGUUUCAAAGUACCCAUACCAAUCCGGUGGUAUCUCUUUGAGCUUCAAAUGAGAGAGAAAGGUUCCAGUGAUCAUGGUAUUGUCUCUAUUGAGUCCUGCUAUGAUAUCGGUACUACACUGGGAAUGAGCAAGAAAGACGUGAAGACAAGUCUUGUACACUUUGAUUCUCUUACAUUGUGUCUUUACUACGAGAAGGUACUACCCAAUGUCAUCUUCACUAAUCCUCAGUAUCUCCUUGAUAUCCUCUCUGGUUUAGUAUGUACAUCAUUUGUAGUUGAUUUGACUCUCGUUCUACCAAAGGGAGUGUCCCUCUCACCCGAUACUCAACAAAUGCUACAAAGAGACGGAGUCUUUGAGGAAUCUAUAUUAGAUGACCUUGGUCUUCCUUUUUUAGAGUCUCUCUUCCCUCCGCGUGAUUUCCUCCUCUUGUUGCAGUAUCUCUUUAUAGUCUCACCAAUUCCAAUCAAAAGGUCUAAUUCUACUGUUUGUGAUUCUACUGUUCCUGAUUCUACUGUUCAACGCUUUUUUAUGCCAAUAUUGUUACCUCCUGUUAGAAUGAGUGAAGAACAGAAGAAGGCAUUUAUUCAAACAUGUGACCCACUCAUAAUCACUUUCAACAGUAAACUAGUACCACAGGGUCUGUUUCCUACAUUGAUUGUCUCUUUAUUAAGUCGGAGAGACAAACCUCAUUUUUUCAUUGACAGUAGAUCUCCUCUGUUUCCACGGCAGCUUCGACAUGCUGUUAAGCUUUUUUCAGAACGUCUUUUUGGAUCAAUAUUCCUGUGUGAUAAUCUCAAAUCAAUUGAGAUUAUUUUCACUGGUCGUACUAGACACUGUUAUACUCUUCAUCAGGUGAUUCUAGAGUGUCUAUCAGCCAGUGCUGAGCUCCUGUCUUAUGACAUGAAGGCACUGAUAUCUGUUCGUUGUAUGAGACAUCAUACAUUAGCUGCUAGUAAUGAUGAACCUCAUCCAAUUACUGUCUGUGAUACUGAAUAUCCACCAGUAGUUGGUUGUAGUCUUGAAAAUGAUCAUUCUCCUAUUCCAAUAGACAACAAGAGACAAUACUGCUGGCUAAAAGAUUUAUCAUCAGUUGUUCGUAUUGACAAUAUUAUUUUACCAGAAGGUUCUGUAUUAAAUGAGUCUCAUGCUCCAAUUAUACUGAAAGCUAUCAGUAAGAUAGUCAAUGAAUGGGAGACUCUAGGACUAUUUCUUGGAAUAGAAAAUGAAGAGUUGAAGCUAAUUCAUUCAAAGAGUUUCUAUCAAAUAGAUGUAUCCCGUAAAGACAUGAUAGUUCACUGGUUAAAGACUGGUACUGCUACAAGGGAAAAGCUGAUACAAGCACUUGAGGAUUUGGGAAGAAACGAUGUUGCUGCUGAAGUAAAGCGUCUGCCUAAACAUUAAUAAAUUUAUUAUUCUUUAUUUUACAGUAGCACUUUCUAUUAUUGUAAUGCUUUAACAUUGCCUUUUUGUAGUAGUAUUACAUAAUUAUGUACUCUUAAAACUUAGAUCUUGAUUACUCUUGAAUGUUCUAGAUAUUCUUAUUGUGGUUGUUCUAGGAUUAUCUGUAUGGUCAUUAUUGGUGCUCUAUUGUGGUUUUGUUAUGUACAUAUAAGAUGCUAUGUGUUGUGUCAGUUUUUGUCAGUUCAGUUAAUCUUUUUUCAGUGAUUUGUAAUAAAGCUA